This is a messenger RNA of Durotheca rogersii, 1176 nucleotides long. RefSeq lists its product as uncharacterized. The record is from RefSeq and is a predicted model, not a curated record. The transcript has a single exon. NCBI's taxonomy places the organism in Eukaryota, Fungi, Ascomycota, Sordariomycetes, Xylariales, Xylariaceae. The coding region runs from base 1 to 1176 and encodes 391 amino acids.
AUGGGGUCCUUCAUCCGCUCGGCUUCCCGGCUAAUCAUCAGACGGGUGCCUCGAGAAGGUCGCAUAGACGAAGAACAAUUUCUAGGGCACGGGGCCGAGACGGCAGCUCCGGACCCGGCAACCACGGCACAGUCGGCACAGUCGACACAGGGAACACCAGCGGUGGAAGUGCCAGAGGCUGUCACACAUGCACCACCCCUUCACAACUGGACCUACCGCGUUCCCGAAGAUGAUCCGUUAACGCUCUACCGCCUUAUGGUGGGCAUCAGCACGUCACCAUACCUAGGCUACAGCGUAAAAAGCCCGGUGGGGACACGCCCAGCGGCCAAUAUCGGUAUAUACACGCGCGUCGUCUCGUCGGAGCAGAAAGCGAAGGACAGCUUCAAGGUCUACUCGGUAGUCAUCAACGCGUGCUACUUCUUCCAGAUCGUGGUAGCGGCGUCGCUGACGGCCAUGGGCGCGGCGGGGGCCAACAACGGCGUGAUCACGGCGUUCGGAGCCAUCAACACCAUAAUCGCAGGCUUCCUGACCUUCCUCAAAGGGUCGGGGCUGCCGUCGCGGCUCAAGUACUACGGCGACGAGUGGAAGAAGAUCCGCGAGUAUAUUGAGCAGCGGGAGCGCGACUUCUCACGCGCCGGCUGCUCGCUCGACGUUCACGAGGUCGUCGCCACCAUCGACCGCAUGUACAACAACACGAAGCGGGAGAUCGAGAUGAACACACCCGACAGCUACACCUCGGUCACGGGCAACGUGCGCACCCACCUCCACCGCCACCACCAACACGUGCACAAGGACGCAAGCCUAGACGACAGCGACGACGGGAACAUCACCGACCGCGCUCCCGGCGCCGACGCCGCGCGGCUCGAGAGCGUGGCCGCGAAGCUGCGCGGCAUCGACGAGCGCAUCGCGGCCGGCUUCGCGCGCGAGAUCGACGAGGAGAUCCGCAGGAUCGAGCACGCCAUCGCGCGCGGCGUCGAGGACCGUGCCGCCCUCCUCGAGCGCGAAGCCCGCGAGCUCCGCGCCCAGGCCGCCGCCGGCUGUGCACGCGAGGAGGCGCCGCACACUGACGGCGUGCCGGCCGCCGACGGCGAGGAGGAGGCGCCGCGUAGUCGAGAUCCGGGAGAAGAAAUGCGACGGGCCCAGCCACAGGGGCAACAACGACAUCAGCAGCAGUAG